CUUUUGUCUCUUUGUACUUUAGAUAUUUUCGUUGACUUUGAAGAAAGAAAAGAAAUGGAGAUUUUGACGAGCAUAGCUAUUACAGUAGCAACAACGAUCUUCAUCGUUUUGUCUUUCACUAUCUAUCUCACGAUCAGAAUCUUUACCGGAAAAUCAAGAAACGACAAGAGAUAUGCUCCAGUACAUGCCACGGUCUUUGAUCUUCUCAUCCACAGAGACGAAUUAUACGAUUACGAGACAGAGAUCGCGAGAACAAAGCCAACUUAUAGGUUCUUGAGUCCAGGACAGAGCGAGAUAUUAACUGCUGAUCCUCGGAACGUGGAGCAUAUUCUCAAGACAAGAUUCGAUAACUAUAGUAAAGGACCUGCUGGUAGAGAGAAUCUUGCGGAUCUUUUAGGACAUGGGAUCUUUGCUGUUGAUGGAGAGAAAUGGAGACAACAGAGGAAGCUUGCGAGCUUUGAGUUCUCUACUAGAGUUUUAAGAGAUUUUAGCUGCUCUGUUUUUAGGAGAAAUGCAUCUAAGCUUAUUGGUUUUGUCUCGGGGGUUGCUCUCUCUGGAAAAGCUUUUGAUGCUCAAGACAUGUUGAUGAGAUGUACAUUGGACUCCAUCUUUAAAGUUGGGUUUGGUGUGGAGUUAAAAUGUUUGGAUGGGUUUAGCAAAAAAGGGGAAGAGUUUAUGGAGGCUUUUGAUGAAGGUAACGUUGCUACUAGUUCCAGAUACAUAGAUCCACUUUGGAAGCUGAAAUGGUUUCUCAACAUUGGAUCACAAUCUAAACUCAAGAAGAGCAUUGCUACUAUAGAUAAAUUUGUCUAUAGUCUAAUCACCACAAAAAGGAAAGAGCUUGCUGAGGAACAGAACACUGUUGUUAGAGAGGACAUACUAUCGAGAUUUCUAGUGGAGAGUGAGAAAGAUCCGGAGAACAUGAAUGAUAAGUACCUGAGAGAUAUAAUUCUGAACUUUAUGAUUGCUGGUAAGGACACAACUGCUGCAUCACUCUCUUGGUUCUUGUACAUGCUCUGCAAAAACCCACUUGUUCAGGAGAAAAUCGUACAAGAAAUCAGAGAUGUGACAUCAAGUCACGAGAAAACAACCGACGUAAAUGGUUUCAUUGAAAGUAUUAACGAAGAGGCUCUUGAUCAGAUGCAGUACCUCCAUGCAGCCUUGUCUGAGACCUUGAGGCUUUACCCUCCUGUGCCUGUGGACACGAGAUAUGCAGAAAAUGAUGACGUUCUUCCAGAUGGACAUAGAGUGAGCAAAGGGGAUAAUAUCUACUACAUAGCCUAUGCAAUGGGUAGGAUGACUUACAUUUGGGGACAAGAUGCUGAGGAAUUCAAGCCAGAGAGAUGGCUUAAGGACGGCGUGUUCCAACCCGAAUCACCAUUCAAAUUUAUAAGCUUUCAUGCUGGUCCAAGAAUCUGUCUUGGCAAAGAUUUCGCAUACCGGCAAAUGAAGAUAGUAGCAAUGGCACUUCUUCACUUCUUUCGCUUCAAAAUGGCUGAUGAGAAGAGCAAUGUGUGUUACAAGACAAUGCUUACACUUCAUGUUGAAGGAGGACUCCAUCUAUGCGCAAUUCCGAGGACAAGCACUUGAACACUGGCAAGAACACCUCUAAAAAACUUUUUCAUAUCAAUACUAUAUUGUAGUAUACUCAAUUAAAACAAAGCACUUUUUUUUUCCCAUAUCUUCUGUUGUCCUUUGUAUAAUCUGAUAACGUGCUACUAAAGAAAGUUGAGGCCUAAAGUCAUAUUGUGCGACUUUUGCAUC
Messenger RNA from Arabidopsis lyrata subsp. lyrata, 1764 nucleotides. Its product is annotated as cytochrome P450 704C1. The transcript has 5 exons. Gene Ontology annotation, molecular function: iron ion binding; monooxygenase activity; oxidoreductase activity, acting on paired donors, with incorporation or reduction of molecular oxygen. The coding region runs from base 55 to 1590 and encodes 511 amino acids. NCBI's taxonomy places the organism in Eukaryota, Viridiplantae, Streptophyta, Magnoliopsida, Brassicales, Brassicaceae. The record is from RefSeq and is a predicted model, not a curated record.